Messenger RNA from Microthlaspi erraticum, 1077 nucleotides. Lineage: Eukaryota; Viridiplantae; Streptophyta; Magnoliopsida; Brassicales; Brassicaceae. The record is from the annotation of a GenBank genome assembly.
AUGGCACUGAGAAUCAGUGAUUUGUCUGAUGAGUUGCUGAUCAAGAUAUUAUCAUUUCUUCCGACAAAAGUUGCUGUCUCCACAAGCAUUUUGUCGAAACAAUGGCAGUUUCUUUGGAUGUGGUUGCCUAAACUCGAGUUUAACGACUACUCAAUAAUCGAUGAUCCUGACUCUAUCUUGAGGUUUCGGGAUUUUAUCAACAAGAAUCUGCCGUUACAUAAAUCUGCCGUUAUCGAAAGCUUGCUCCUCAGUAUCGGCUAUUUUUGCUUCGGUGACGAACCUGAUGUACCACUGCCGAGUAGUUUGUAUACAUGCAAUUCGCUCACGACUUUGAAACUUGAAGGCCCAAAGAUUGUUUUGGAUGUUCCUCGAGUUGUUUGUCUCCCUUCCUUGAAAACCUUGAAACUUGGACGUGUGACAUACGCAAAUGAAGAUUCUCUUCGGCUGCUUCUAUCGCAAUGCCUUGUUCUUGAAGAUUUGUGUGUUGAACGAGAUGACAAUUUGAUAGAGAUAGUUGUUAACGUCCCGUCUUUGCAGCGUUUGUCCUUGGAGGUGUCUCAAACUCCUUCUUUGAAGUAUUUCAAAUUUGUGGAUUUCAGCGAAACUUUCUCCUGUUUGAUUGAGCAUAUUCCAAAGUUGGAAGAGGCAGAUAUUAGGGUUUUUCAAGAGUUUGAGACGCUUUUGAAAUCAAUCGCAUCCGUCAAACUUCUUUCAGUGCUUGCAUUAUGCAACAAUCCAGAAGAGCCUGUGUAUAGUGAUGGUACUAUCUUCAAUCAGCUUGAACAUUUGAAGUUUGGUAUAUACAGCGACAAUUGGACCAAGUUGCUUAUCUGGUUGCUAAGAAAUUCCCCUAAACUGCGAGUCCUCAAUAUAUCUAUCGAUCAUGAUCCAGAAUUGGAGGAGUAUCAACCAGUUACGUGGAGCUCUGUUCCUGAAUGUUUGUUGAAGACUCUCGAAACUUUUGAGUUUAAUGAUUACAUGGCAACACAAGAAGAGAGAGAUUUCUUGAGUUUCUUCUUCAAACACGCUUGUUGCUUGACGUCUACAUCAAUCAUUCACAAUGUUUGUGAUAUGUAA